CUAGAAGCGGCACGAUUCUUUUCUUUUUCUUCUUUUCUGUUUCACAUACACAAAAGGCCUGCUCGUGCGGUACACUUUUGCCUUCUUCCUCCUCUGUACUAGUAUUCCUGCAACUCGGUUCUCAGUUGCAGCCCAAGCGAAUUCGUACCCCACCCGCGCAAUAAACCCACAGCCAUGAGCCAGCAGGGAGAGCCUCAGAGCAACGACGGAGCGAUGCGUGCAGUCAAGGACUGCAUCGCGGGGUCAGCCGGCGGUAUCGCGCAGGUGCUGGUCGGCCAGCCGUUCGACACUGUCAAGGUGCGUCUGCAGACCCAGCCGGAUAUGUACAAGGGAACCAUGGAUGCUGUGCGCAAGACGAUCCAGAACGACGGCUUCGGCGGCUUCUACAAGGGCACCACCACGCCCCUGGUUGGUGUUGGUCUGUGCGUGUCGAUCCAGUUCCUGGUCAUGGAGCACAUGAAGCGGACCUUUGGUCGCAUCAACGGCACUCCUGCCGGCCAGGCCCCUGUGCUUACCCCUUCGCAGCUCUACAUGGCUGGCGCUGCUGCUGGUGUCGCUAACAGUGUUGUGUCAGGACCUGUCGAGCACAUCCGUGUUCGCCUGCAGGUGCAGAGCUCGGGUGCUGCCGCCGAGUACAAGGGCCCGGUCGCCACGCUCAUUCGCGAGUUCAACGGCUACGGUAUGUACUUCCUUGCCUACGAGGCAUUGGUGCAGCGCACCAUGGCGUCCACUGGCAAGUCGCGUUCGGAGCUGUCGACGGCCCUCGUGUGCCUGUACGGCACUGCUGCUGGCUUUGCCAUGUGGGGCACAUCGUACCCGAUCGAUGCCAUCAAGAGCAAGCUCCAGACUGAUGGCUUCUCGGGUGAGAAGCGCAAGUACUACGGUACCCUGGAUUGCGCGCGCAAGAUCAUGCGCCAGGAAGGUCUCAAGGGAUUCUUCCGCGGUAUCACACCCUGCCUGCUCAGGGCGGCCCCGGCCAACGGUGCCACCUUUGUCGGAUUCGAGAUUGCCAUGCGCUACCUCGGCUAAGGAGGUGGC
Messenger RNA from Linderina pennispora, 1038 nucleotides. RefSeq names its product mitochondrial carrier protein. Gene Ontology annotation, molecular function: L-ornithine transmembrane transporter activity. NCBI's taxonomy places the organism in Eukaryota, Fungi, Kickxellomycota, Kickxellomycetes, Kickxellales, Kickxellaceae. Gene Ontology annotation, biological process: mitochondrial L-ornithine transmembrane transport. The record is from RefSeq and is a predicted model, not a curated record. The transcript is spliced from 2 exons. The coding region runs from base 175 to 1029 and encodes 284 amino acids.